Messenger RNA from Dimorphilus gyrociliatus, 1321 nucleotides. The record is from the annotation of a GenBank genome assembly. Lineage: Eukaryota; Metazoa; Annelida; Polychaeta; Dinophilidae.
UCACCUUGAUCUCUAAUAACCCUUUUUCUUGAUUAUCAAAAGUCAAUAAUAUUAAAUAUAUUUUAAGAUAGAUGGCACUACUUGUCAUUUAAGUUCUAUAAAGUGGAGCAGACGACACAUACAUCCAUUGCCAAAGUUCACAGAUAUGACUGCAAAUCAAGUACUAGUUACCGGUGGCACCGGAUUUGUUGCUUCGCAGGUUAUUAAAUGUUUUCUUGAAGGUGAUUUCUUUGUCACUGCUAGCGUCCGUAAUAAGAAGAAUAAGAAGAAGAUCGAACCCCUCUUGUCUCUGUGUACAAAAGCCGCAAAGCCUGCUGAACGUUUACAGUUAGUAGAGGCCGACCUUUUGAACUACGACGGAUGGGAGAAAGCUGUACAAAAUUGCUCUCUUGUUAUUCACGUAGCCAGUCCAUUUCCGGGUAGUGCCCCGAAAGAUGAAAAUGAAAUAAUCAAACCGGCUGUAGAAGGAACGCUUAACGUUUUGAAAGCUGCAGCAACAAAUGAUAAUAUUCACAAAGUUGUUUUAACUAGUUCAGUAUCAUCAAUAUCUGGUGGGUUCCAAGGUGGUGGUCCUUUCACCGAAGAUCAAUGGACAAAUACAGGUGACAGUACGAUUAUGGCUUAUGUGAAGAGUAAAACACUCGCAGAAAGGGCUGCUUGGAAAUUUGUUGAGGAACAAAAGGAGAAAGUAGGCCGAUGUUUUGAUUUAGUAACAAUCAACCCUUCGUUUAUUCUCGGACCUACACUAUGUGGAACUGAAUUUACUUCGAUGGAGCCAAUCAAAAGGAUAAUUGAGAGACAGAUGCCAUUGCUACCAAAAUUGAAUUUUUCCGUUGUUGAUGUAAGAGACGUCGCUAAAGCCCACUUCAUAGCAGCCACUGAUGAUGGACUAAAAAAUGAACGCUUCAUUCUACACAAUGAAAAUAUUUGGAUGCAGCAACUAGCGAUCAUUCUAGAAAAGGAGUUUAAAUGGCAAGGUUAUAACGUUCCUACGACUGUAGCUCCUUCAGGGAUAGUAAAACUUGUAGGAUUCUUUGACAAAACAAUAAAAAAUAUCAUACCAAUGUUGGAAGUUGAAACGUACUACGACAAUUCAAAAAUGAUAAAUAAAUUAAAAUUACAACCAACUCCUGUUGAUCAAACAAUUAUUGAUAUGGCUUAUUCAAUGAUAGAAUCAGGAUUUGUAAAAAAAACUAGCAAAUAUAGAGGAAUUCCACCUGGAAGUGACAUAAACUGUGCGCAUCUGUGAUUUAUUUAACUAUAGAUUAUUCAUUCUGUUGGUUUUCUUAUCAAUAUAAAAAUAUUAAAUAUUUUUUGACAA